CGCCUCCUGGAAGAGCGCGCGGAGGGCGCUCCCCGGGUGGAAAGACUCCUCGGGAGGAGUCGAGGGGCCGAGUCUGGGGGCCGCUUCCGCCAGCCCCGUAGGAGGAAAGAGGAGGGGCGGGCUGCUCAGGAGCAGCCUGGGCGGGCCGCCCGCGCUCGACGCAGGCGGGAGGAAGGGAGGGAGCGAGGGGCGAGUGUUGGGGAGCAGCAUGGAGACCUCGGCUGACUCGCUGGCCGCCGCCGCCGCGCGGGGCCGGGCUGACGAGGUACGGGCACUGCUCGAGGCGGGAGCGUCGGCCAACGCGCCGAACCGUUACGGUCGAAGCGCGAUUCAGGUGAUGAUGAUGGGCAGCGCCCGCGUGGCGGAGCUGCUGCUGCUCCACGGCGCGGACCCCAACUGCGCGGACCCCGCCACCCUCACCCGGCCGGUGCACGACGCCGCCCGGGAGGGCUUCCUUGACACGCUGGUGGCCCUGCACCGAGCCGGGGCGCGGCUGGAUGUGCGCGAUGCCUGGGGUCGCCUGCCCGUGGACCUGGCCGAGGAGCGGGGCCACCGCGACGUCGCCGGGUACCUGCACGCGGCCACGGAGAGCACAGAAGGCGGUAGCCACGCCCGCGCAGACUCCGCGGAAGGUCCCGCAGACAGCUCGGACCCAAAGAAUUAUUGAAAUCAUUGGAAUACGAGAAAGAACAUCACUCACGACCACUUCUUCCCAGCUGUCUUAAUGCCAGGUCCCUCCAUUCCAAUAUUCUUGCCUGGAGUACCCUGGCGGGCUACGGUCCAUGGGAUCGCAAAGACUCGGACAAGA
Capra hircus (goat) is the source of this 808-nucleotide messenger RNA. RefSeq names its product cyclin-dependent kinase inhibitor 2A-like. Gene Ontology annotation, cellular component: nucleus. Lineage: Eukaryota; Metazoa; Chordata; Mammalia; Artiodactyla; Bovidae. Gene Ontology annotation, biological process: regulation of cyclin-dependent protein serine/threonine kinase activity; apoptotic process; negative regulation of cell population proliferation. The record is from RefSeq and is a predicted model, not a curated record. The transcript is spliced from 3 exons. Bases 209 to 667 code for a protein of 152 amino acids. Gene Ontology annotation, molecular function: protein kinase binding; cyclin-dependent protein serine/threonine kinase inhibitor activity.